AUGCAUCUCAAAGCCCUCCUCAGUGUGGCAUCAGCCCUGUCCUUGGCCACGAUUGCUGCGGCUGGAGAUGCGCAUUCCAACCUAGACUGGUAUGGACCCAAACAGACACAUACGCAAGUGUGCGGGCAUCCUGGAGAUGAUCACGUCGAAAAUUGUGACGACUUUUACAACGAUGUCCGCGACGAACUGCACAAGAAAGUUAUGGGUACUUGCAAGGAAACGUCAUGCUCCGGAUCCUUCGAGCACUUCAAGUUCCAAGUCAAUGUGGAUGCUGUAUUCCCCCCCGAAGCUAAGGGAGAGUUCGACAAGCAAAUGGGCAACAUUAUUGGCAAAAUGUUCACGCACGAAAACCAGAAGGGCAUUGGCCCAGAGCCCAUUGAGACCAAAUUCACUGUUCCGAGCAAGCUGAUCCUCAACCGAUUCGGUGACGGCAACGAGAAGGGCCACUUGGAGAUGACCGUCACCGUGAAUGACGAAGAUGGCUUGUGCGAGCUAUUCCAGAAGCUUGCAACCGCUGGUAGCAUUAUUCCCGAGGUUGGGCCAUUCUUUGGGCUCAUAAACAUUGCCGAUUGUUAG
Molecule: messenger RNA, 576 nt
Organism: Pochonia chlamydosporia 170
Lineage: Eukaryota; Fungi; Ascomycota; Sordariomycetes; Hypocreales; Clavicipitaceae
Exons: 1
Coding region: 1-576 (191 amino acids)
Source: RefSeq, a predicted model, not a curated record